This is a messenger RNA of Aspergillus campestris IBT 28561, 2313 nucleotides long. RefSeq names its product putative metalloreductase transmembrane component. NCBI's taxonomy places the organism in Eukaryota, Fungi, Ascomycota, Eurotiomycetes, Eurotiales, Aspergillaceae. The record is from RefSeq and is a predicted model, not a curated record. Gene Ontology annotation, biological process: iron ion transport; intracellular iron ion homeostasis; copper ion import. Bases 1 to 2313 code for a protein of 770 amino acids. Gene Ontology annotation, cellular component: plasma membrane. The transcript has 2 exons. Gene Ontology annotation, molecular function: ferric-chelate reductase activity.
AUGUAUCCAAUCAGUGGGCGUAAUAGGGGGUGGUUGGUGAUGAGGGGCCAAGAUCACGCAUUAGUGGCAUGGAAACUGCAGGCAAUAUGGAACUCAGCGGCUUCGCUCAUGAAGCGGAUCGAUAUUCCGACAGUCGCUUCGGACACCCCGGCAAUGAUAGCGGAGCGCCAACGCGACGCGUGGUCACGAGCUGGAAAGUAUGGCCUGGGUUGGGUAUACUUCUCCAUCGUCUUGCUAGCGAUCACGACAGCUAUGAGGCUCUACCAUACAUGGGGAGAUAAAAUCAGGAUUGGGUUGUACAAGGAAGAUUCGCCAUACGAUUUCAGGCUGCAGGAGGAAUACGAACUUCCCAGUGCUGCCACAGACAGCUCCAGAGCGCAAUUCUUUCCCGCCAAAGGGCCGUUGCCCUCCUCUGCUAUCGAUACACAGCAGUCGUCGAUUGCAGCGUUUGCGCCGGUAAACAACAUCGUCGCGUUUGUACGCUGGAUCUUCUAUCGACCACUUCCGGUACUACGAAUAUGGAAAUUGAGCAUUGUUCUCCCAUCGCUGGGAGCUUCUGCCGUCAUAUUCUCGGCACUGGCUUUCACCAUUCUCUAUUGCUUCAUCCCGGAGCCGCUUUAUUACUCGUCGGUCAAGAUUGGAUCACCGCCACUAGCCAUUCGCGCGGGCAUGAUGGCCGUCGCCAUGAUUCCAUGGAUUGUUGGACUUAGCACUAAAGUGAACUUGAUCAGCCUGUUGACAGGGAUCGGCCACGAGAGGCUGAAUGUGCUUCACCGCUGGACUGCCUAUCUCUGCUUGCUGCUGAGUUUGAUCCACAUGAUCCCGUUUUAUGUGAUGCCUGUUUGGGAAGAUGGUAUGCUCAUAUAUUUUCAACAAUCUUCCCCAAGGAAUAUCUAUAUCUACGGUACUGGCUUCGCUGCCUUUGCUCCUUUGGCAGUGUUGUGCCUGCACUCCCUGCCUAUAUUUCGUGCAAAGAUGUAUGAGGUGUUCGUUGCCUUGCAUACUCCAAUUGCGAUGGUUUUUAUUGCUAUGAUCUUCUGGCAUAGCAGAAAUUUCCUGAUGUCGUGGGGCUACCUCUGGGCUACAGUUGCGAUCUGGGUCCUCUCAUACGCUCUCAGACUAUGUUUCGUCAACUGGACCAAUCCUCUCAGACUGUCAUUUAUGAUUGGAGAAGAUUCCACUGUGACAUUUCUUCCCCAAAACGCCAUGAAGGUGACGGUUGCCACCCAGAUGCGAUGGAAACCUGGCCAAUACGUCUACCUCCGGAUGCCCCGAAUCUCAUUCCUACAGAGCCAUCCUUUCACCAUUGCCUCUCUAUGCAGCGAUGACUUCCCGUCCGAGUACGGCGAAGAAUACCGGGACAUGGCCCUGGUGUUCCGCCCUUUUAAAGGGUUUACUCGGGAUGUCUUCCUCAAGGCGCUCGAGUACGGACCCUACAAGACAUGGACAGCUUUCUUAGAAGGUCCUUACGGCGGAAUGCGGCGGGACAUGGCAGCCUUCGACGACGUGAUAUUCUUCGCCGGCGGCAGCGGCAUCACAGCCACAGCCAGCCAAUUGUUGGACCUGGUCAAGAAGAUGCGGGAUGGAAAAGCCGUGACGAAGUCCGUCCGGAUCGUCUGGGCCCUGAGAAACCCAGAGUCAGUGGAUUGGUUCAGAGAAGAGCUAAGAAUCUGCCGCGACUACGCUCCCCCAAAUACAGUCCACUGCCAUUUCUUCUUCACGGGAACAGGCCACCUCAACUCGGAACAGCCAGAGCAAUACCAAAUGUACCGGGACAUAGUCCAGGAAAAAAUCUACGACGCGCUGCAAGGCAUCGACAAGCGCAGCUCCGCGCUCAUCCGCGCAGAAGCCGGCCGCGACACCGCGAAGGAGAAGGAACUGCGCCGUGAAAACGAAGACGCCAUCACGUCCCUCCCGCAAGCGUACGUCGCCACCAAUAACAUCCACAAAUUCGACCCCUACCAGAACCAAUACGCAGACUCCCAGCAGAGCCUCUCCCCGCAGAGUGCUGUUGAGACUCCGUUUGAUUUCGGGUUCUCGUCGUCUCCGUUUUCUCCGCGCCCUGUUCAGCGGUUUACGGCUUUGCCGCUGCAGAGGAGGGACGGGUGGCGCGUUGACUACUUCCGUCCUGAUAUUCCGCUGCUUCUUGAUGAGUACUCGAGGACGUUUGGUCGGCGCACUUGUGUUUAUGUUUGUGGGCCGCCGAGUAUGAGAGAGGAGGUUUCUCGUACGGUGGCUCGGCAGCAGCAGCUGGUUAUGACUAGUUCGUCGAAGGAUGAGAUAUUCCUCCAUGCGGAGAAUUAUAACAUUUGA